Molecule: messenger RNA, 543 nt
Organism: Funneliformis geosporum
Lineage: Eukaryota; Fungi; Glomeromycota; Glomeromycetes; Glomerales; Glomeraceae
Source: the annotation of a GenBank genome assembly
AUGUCCAGCAAAUAUUUCGACCAAAACCCUGCGUCCUGGAGUGUCCUUGAUUUCUUAAAUAAAUGCGAACUAGAGCCGUUUCAGCUGAAAAUAGAUAAUUACAUAAAAUGCCUCAAAACAAUCGUUGACAACGAACAAGGUGACAGGAAGAAUAGUGCACAAAUGUUACUUGAUAGAUAUAGAGAGGCGAGUAAAUAUUUUUUUACUGAGAUAAGUGGGAAAAGUGGCGUGACGGAGACCUAUUCGGCUUCCGACAUGCCAAGCCACGAACUGGGUUCUCAACCAGACCGUCAAAAGGCCAAAGGGUGGGAGGAAAAGCGCUUGCGUGGUCAGACCCACAUUCACCAGUCAAUCAAUGGGAAUGGAAAUAUAGUUGGGAAUAUUAACAAAAGAAACGCGGAGACAUCAUCAAGUUCACCAUCCUUAGAGAUUCCAAUCGUAAGGCCUAGCACCCCGGAACAUCAAAUUUAUUCCACAUCUGUAAAUCAAGAAUUAAUCAAACAGCUAAAUCAAGAAAAAAAGAAAGUUAAAUCGAUAUUGUAA